Messenger RNA from Candida albicans SC5314, 5244 nucleotides. It is a transcript of the gene SRB8, whose product is annotated as Srb8p. The transcript has a single exon. The record is from RefSeq and is a predicted model, not a curated record. Gene Ontology annotation, molecular function: transcription coregulator activity. Bases 1 to 5244 code for a protein of 1747 amino acids. Gene Ontology annotation, biological process: regulation of transcription by RNA polymerase II. NCBI's taxonomy places the organism in Eukaryota, Fungi, Ascomycota, Pichiomycetes, Serinales, Debaryomycetaceae. Gene Ontology annotation, cellular component: mediator complex.
AUGUCUAAUAAGAAUCGUAAUAGAAAUAGUUUAUUAUCAUCUCAUAAUCGAUCUAGUCAUACAAAUUCCACUAGUAAAGAUGAACUACUAAAAUUGAAAUAUCUGAUGGAAACUCCCAAUUUACCCAUAUAUCCAUUAAAUGAUUCAUCAAUAAUAAAUUCCAAAACAAACGAUAAUUUGAAAAAUUCCCCUUAUCAAAAACCAAAAUCACAAUCACAACCACAGGCACAGGGCCAAUCCCAGUCUCAACCAGAGAACUCUUUGGUGUAUCCUGAUUUCAUGCCUUGGAAAGAUCAUACUCAAUUACCACAAGAUGAAACUGAAAUUGAACAUCAAAAAUUAAGUAAUGUAUCUUAUUUGAACAAAGGUUAUUUUGAACCUCCACAAGUGGCCAAUGAAUAUUAUUCUGCUCGUAAUUUGAUUCAAGCUACAGUAUUUUUAUCAACUGAUAAUUGUACGAAUGUUAUAAAUGAAUUAUCUAUUCAUCUUUCCAAUGCUUAUAAAUCUAGAAAUGAAAUAAUUAAUAAGAUUAAAUUUGAUUCUAAUAAAUUCAAAUUGCCUACUAGAGUUACAUUAACUCUGUCAAAGAAAGAAAUUUGGUUGAAUGAAUUAAGUAACCCAAAUGUAUCAAUGACAAAAUUGGGUGAAAAAAUUCCUCAUGGAAUUAGAAAUAAAGUAUUGAUUGAUUGUAUAUGUACUAAGAAAAUCCCCAUAAAUCGAUCAAUUUGGUUUACAAAAUGUGUAUUAUAUGGAGAAUUACUUGCAUUAAGAAGAAAACAUCAAAAUCGAUUAUCAACAAUCCCCAACAAUAAUAGUAACACUGGUGGCGGCGGCGGUGGUGGUGGUAGUGGUAAUUCAUUGACAGGUAUGAUGGAUUAUAAUACCGCAGAAAAAUUUGAAAUUCAUUGGCUUCAAGAAUGGACUCAACAAGUAUCGGAUUAUAUUUAUAAAUUUUCUCGAGAAAUGAAUAAUAUUGCUAAUUUAGAUGGGAAAAAUCAAUAUAUGGGGAAAUUAUCUUAUUUGUUAAAUUAUAUCCAAUCAUUAUAUGUUGAAUCAUUACUUGAUAAAUCAUUAUUUCUUUCAUUGAUAAUGAAGUUUUUGAAAGAUGGACUUUGUCUACAAUCAAAAUAUAUUAAUGGAUUGAUAUAUUCUAGUAUGGAGGAAAACUCGGACGACUAUAAUGAUGAUGAUGACGAUGACGAUGAUGAAGAAGACGCAAAUAAUGCUGAGAAUCCUGAGAGCACUAGCAAGUCUAAGAAAAGAAAUUUAGCUUGGAUGGAUGAAAUUGAUAUGAAUUAUGGACAACGAUUGGUAUCUCUCACAUUAAUCAAAAUGUUUUGGAAUGAUAUUUUGAAAUUUGAUUAUUUAUCGAAGGAGUUGAGUGAAUUGUUGUUGUUGAAUUAUUUCUUCAUUAAUAAAUUGUUGUUGUUCUCGGUCAACAAUGACAAUGGUAAUUCAACCGCAGUUAUACCCGAUGGAUUACAAUCCAAGAUUCUUAAGCUAAUAUCUGAUUGUGUGAGAUACUUGUUUGAAUAUAAUUGUAAUAUUUUCAUUAUACCUAAUCAUUGGACUCUCAUUGAACCAUCGUUAAUGAGGAUUUUGUUACUGGAUUCCAAGGCAAAAUCGGAAAAGGAACAAGAAGAAAUUCAAAAACAAUUGGAAUUGGUUAAAUAUCGUAAUGAAAGUUUAAUUUUGAAUUUGAAAAGUGAACUCAAUAAUUCUAACAACACCAACAAUAGCUCCAAUUUGGGAACUUCCAAAAGGUCCGUUAGAUCAGGAUCAUUCUCCAAUUAUACUACAACCCCCAUCAAACCAAUAUCAAAUACAACCAUAGAACAAGAUUAUUCAUUCAUCAAUAGAAACUCUGAUGAUGUAUUGAACAUUGUUGAAAAAUUGGAUAACUUAAAGCUUAAUAAAGAAUUUGCAAGUUUUUUGAAACCAACGAAAAAAUGCAAUGCCAAUUGGAAACUUAAUUUGAAAGUUUUGUUGUUUUGGUGUGUCUCACCAUGGAGAAAUAGCACCAAUUCAAAUGAAGAUAUUUUAUUCAUUUGCAAUUUCUUGAAGAAUACCGUGGUUAAAUCUUUGCCUAAAUCCUUACGAACUGAAUUCGAUAAUGAAUUGCUAGAAAUUAUUUACCACAUUGCUGAAGAUAACAAUAGUGAAGAAGGGGAUAAUUUACAAUUUACAAGCUCUAGAUUAUACGUUUUGAUAAAUGAGUUAUAUCAAUUGAAAUUAAUUACCAUUGCAUCUUAUUUAAGAAAAUUGAUUGCAUCAGGGAUUUUUUAUUUGGAACCAGGUAGUACUGUUGAUCAAAGUCUUAACAAUUUACCAAGAAUCAUGGAAGUUCAUUUGAAAAUUCUUGAAAAUUUGCCAGUAUUAAAUAACCGACAAUGUGACAGUAUAUUGAAACGUUGGACUCCUAUGGGAUUUGAUUUUAAGGGGAAAUUUUCUCAAGGACAAUCAAUUUUACAAGAUUCCAUCAUUACCAAAAUUUGCAAUAAUCAAUUAACUGAUGAUAUAGAUUCUCAAUGCAUUGGAUAUAUCGAUUCUUUGAGUGUUGGAUUACGAUUUUUAUUGAUAAAUUGGUUAACCAAUGAAUUAAAACUGAAAAUAAAAUCAACUAAUAAAUUAAUUCAUUUCACUCCAACAGUGAUUACCAAACUUUAUCAAUUUUAUGCGAAAAAUUCAGGACUCACGGUUUUCUUUAAAGUUGUCAUUCAAACAAUUUUGAAAAAUGAUGGUGGUAUGAUUAUAUUUUAUCUUGAUUCAUUGUAUUUGAUAUCUAAAUUGGUGAUUAGACAUUAUAAAUUAAUCAAAUCAAUUGCUGGUGCUUCUGAAUUGUCCGCUGCUUAUGAUUUGUUUAAAUUAAUAAUUCAAGUUUAUAAAGAUUUGAACACCCGUGAAUAUGAUUGUUUCAAGUUUAGUUCAAUUUGGAAUUUUAUUAAUGCUGUCAUUGAAAAAUCUUCACCAACAUCAUCGGCAACUACAACAGCAACAACUUCAGUUUCGAUAUCUUCCUUGUAUUUAACAAUGGGGAAACCCAAGAAUUCCAAACUCAAAUCAGUGCAAGGAUUACAUGUGAAACAAACCAUGGACUCACCAAUGUGUAUUAAUACAGUCGAUGAAUCACAUACUCAUGACACUAGAUCUGGUGCGAAAAGGUAUACUUCUACUGAUUUCAGAAAUGAUCUUUAUUUUUUGGUUACUUUACAACCAAGAGCAUUGACCAGUGAAGAAAAACAAGAAGUAUUUGAUUUGAUUGAAAUUGAAUUGAAAGAUUUGGAUUCUGCUUUAGAGUUUUGGUAUAAUAACUUUGAACUACUUGGUGAAGAAAAAGAAAUCAAUUUAAUGAAGAUAAUUAAAAGUUUGGCUGUCACCACUUAUAACGAUCAUUUAAGUCAAUUUAAUGAAAAAUUGAAACAAUUUGUUAUUUCAAAAGUUGGUGAAUCGAUAGAUCACUCCAAAUUGAGUAAUUUCUUGAAGAAACUUGCUAUUUUCGAUUUACUUCGAAUUAAUGAUCUUGUCAAGUUGAUUCAAUCAAUACAACGAGAUGAAAUUAAUCAUAUUGAUGAUACCAUCUCCUUUAUUUAUGAAUUGAUUUGGGGUGAACUCGACAAAGCUCACUUUAGUUGUUCUCAAUUAGUUUUGUUACAAAUUUCCCGACGCAUGUAUCAGGAAAAAUCAAGCUAUCAAUGUAUUAUUUUAUUACAACAAAGGUUAUUGAAAAACAAAGAAUCACAAUUACAAACCAAUCCAUUUUUCAUCAAAUAUAAAGCAGACUUGUUGUCAUUUUUCCAUAAAGCAAUAAUUACCAAUACCAAAGCCAUUCAAAGUCAAUUCUUCGAUAAGUUGUCACAUUCAGACAGUUUACAAUUAUUGAAUGUGUUACUUCAACGUCAAGAGAAUGAAUACAUUAACACAAUUCAAGACUUUAGUUUGUUUAUUAAACAUAUCAACGAAUUUAACUUGCCUAUUUGUCAAGUAUUGUUGAAUGUAUUAUUUAAUAACUUAGUGGUUGAUAAUGAUGUGGGGAUUAAAGUACAAUUGGAAGCAUUUGUCAAUACUUUAUUACAAGAAAUCAAGUUUGAAUUUUCUAAUGAAAACUCCUUCUUUGGAGAAUUGUUCAAUUUUAUGCCGUGGAAUCAAAAGAAUUAUAUUUUAGACAUCCUAGAAACAAAGUUUUUGUUAGAAACAAAUUUGGACAACAAUCAAAUUAAAUUGAUUAUAAAUGAUAGAAACUUGUUACCACCAUUGAAUGAUUUCUUCAAGAAAUUUUCAUCAUCAUCAUCGUCUUCUACUUCGUCAUCUUCUUCUUCCUUGGUACAAACUAUUGAGACUGAUAGUUCGUUUUUCCUUAAUUUAUUUAAUUUCAUUGGGAACUUGGUCAAUGUGGCCAAUUCACAAGAAUUAAUUUUGGAACAAGCCAAUAGCAUCAAUGAUACAAUUUCAAUUUUUUUGAGGAUAUUAAUUAUUCAUAAACUGUAUUUAUGUUCAAUGAUAUCUAGAAAUACCAAUGAAGAAAAUGUGAUUUUAUUUGUUACUAAAUUAAUUGAUUUACUUAAUUCUGAUUAUUUGACUAAUCAUAAUGAUAAAUUGAGAAUAUUACUUUAUGAUUUGCUUUUGUUAAUGAAGUCGUCAGUUAGUGAAGAAGUGAAUUCAACUAGAGAAUUAAAUGAAAAUCUGCAAGGUAACCGAAAUGGAACUGGAACUGGUGGUGGAGGGUCAAAUGCAAUCUCACCAAAUCAAGACUCAAUACUAGACGAUCAGAACACCAAUAGCACUGGUAUUGGUAAGGGCCAGAAGUCACAAAUCGGCGUUACCAACAAUAAUGAUAUGUUGGAUGUUGCCCCUACAGUUUCUCUGAUUCAAGUAUUGUUUGAUUUACCAGAACCAAAUGCUAGUAAUCCUUUUAAAGAAUUUAUAGAUGAUAAAUUGGUUAAAUGUUCAAUUAUGCUCGAGGAAGAAGAAUUAAAGUAUGGUGGUGAUUAUCAUAUUUUCAACAAUACGGGACUUUAUUUGAAAUCAACGAAAAAUGAAUCUGUGAGUUUACCUCCCUUUGUCACUGGAUUAAAUAAAACUGCUGGUGAUUAUGAUAGUUCGUCGGCAAGAAUGAUUAAACAACCUUUCAAAAUGAAAAGUUUUGAGAUAUUAGAAGAUGUAAACAAUAAUAAGAAUUCAGUGAAUGAUGGAUGUAUUAAUUUGAGAUUAUUUGAUGCUUAUACUACAAAAGAAAACCCUCGUUAA